Molecule: messenger RNA, 2964 nt
Organism: Epinephelus moara (kelp grouper)
Lineage: Eukaryota; Metazoa; Chordata; Actinopteri; Perciformes; Serranidae
Exons: 2
Coding region: 1752-2567 (271 amino acids)
Molecular function (GO): protein dimerization activity
Source: RefSeq, a predicted model, not a curated record
GAGAGAGUGACAGAGAGAGGUGCAGGACAGACGGUAAUGACAGUAGCUUACAACAACAUGAAAGUAAUAAUAUUAAUUAAUAUUAAUAUUAAUAGGCUAAUUAAUAUUACCAGCAAGCUAUUAAACAUUAUUCCACUCACAUGACAUGCAGGACAAUUAAUGAUGGGCAAAUGUGUGUGUGUUUGUGUGUGGUGUUAUAUCAACACGUGUGGUUGUGGACAUGAGCUGCUGCACAUUUAACAGCCACACAUCACCGACAGUCCGCUGAACAACGCAACGGAUUGUGAAUGAAAUAAACUUAAUUACAACAUGACAGUCUUGCACGAAAUAUCAUUAACGUUACUCUUUGUAGUCACGUAGGCAUGUGAAUUACAGCGUUUCAUUGCAAAGAAUGCAUGUAACGGGUACACUUGCGCUGUUUCUCCGCCAUCUCGUUCAAAUGAGCCAGAUAAAGGGGGCGGGUAUUUAUACGUCAUGGCCUCAAGCUGAAAAAGACUUCCUGUUAGGAACCUCUCGACCAUCCUAGCUCGUAGCUGCUUAAAGCUUAAUGCUAGCUCCUAGCGCUAGCUCCUCGCAUUUUUUCCUAGGUGGGAGGGGCUAAACAGCUAGCAAAGUCGGCUAGCAGUAGCACUAGCAAUAAUUUAAGAGACUUGGGACGCACUCUAUGCAGCGUUUAAUACUUGGAAGUACCGACAUUAUACUGAGUUUGACUCGGUAAAAGGUGACAAAAACAUCAGCGUCCGCUGUACACUCUGCGUGGGAAGAAAACUUUUAUCUACAGCGAAAAAUUCCACCUCAAAUCUGAGCAAGCACCUAGCAAGCCGGCACAGGAAUGUGAAACUCACUGAAAAAACCCCGGAUCCCCCCACUGACAUGACCGCUGCGGCUACCACAUCCAAUUCCACCGGGCGAACCUCCGAAGGCCCCUCUCCUGCGAAACAGGUGAAAAUAGACUUAAGAGCGACAGGACUUAGAGCCGCUGAACGGAAGAAGCUCGUCGCUGGCUAUAUUGUCGAGGACAUGUUGCCCAUUUCCACUGUAGACUCUGAAUCGUUCCGACGCAUUGUAGAAAAAAUACCGACCAAAAGUGUCCAGCUGCCGCAGAGAAAGUCAUUUUCAGGAUACCUUGAGAGCGAAUACAACAUAAUGGACACUAAUUUGAAGGCUGCACUCGGAGAUGUAGACUUUGUUUCCACCACUGCUGACAUCUGGACGGCGAAUAAUAAAAGUUUUAUGGGUGUAACAGUUCACUGGAUUAAUUCCACUUUACAGCGCAACAAGGCCGCCCUAGCAUGUAAGAGAAUUAGAGGCAGGCACACCUACAAUGUAACUGGAGCAGAGAUUGAAGAAAUCCAUUCAUCAUAUGGACUGCAUGGCAAAGUUGUUGCCACUGUAAUUGAUAUGCAUCUAAUUUUGCCAAAGCAUUCAGAGUAUGUCAGCCCUGUAAUUUGGAGUCUGAAUCUGAAAAUGAAGAAGAAGGUGAUGACGAGGAACCGACCUUUACAGAUGUCAUAGAAGCUCUUUCAGCCGCAUCUGGUGAUGGACAGUUUAGCCUGCCUCCACACUACAGGUGUGCAUCACACACAAUUAACCUGAUUUCAACAAGCGAUGCUGACAAACAUCUAAAUUCCUGUGCAGACACCAAGGCUGUAUAUAGGAGUAGUAUUGCAAAAUGCUCUGCUCUUUGGACUAAAGCAAGUCGAUCAACAUUAGCCUCUGAACAGGUGGAGGAAGUCAGCCGCAGGAAACUAAUGUUACCCACAUCCACAAGGUGGAAUUCCCUGUAUGAGGCCAUUUCCAAAAUCAUCACAAUUCCAAUGAAUGAGCUGAAUCCCCUGUGUGUAAAACUGGGAAUCAAGUGCCUAAAUGAAAGGGAGUACCUAUUCUUACAAGAGUACUGCACUGUGAUGAAGCCCCUGACCGUAGCACUGGACAUCUUACAAGGGGAUGAGUGCACCUAUGGGGCUUUACUACCAACACUCACAAGCCUGAUGUCAAAGACACUUGCCCUGAAAGAUGACCUCUCUAGAAUGGCAGCCAGCCUUCCAGAUGUCAUUGUAAAGGCCAUCAAGAUUCGUUUUGAUGCUGUACUGGAUAGCCAAGAAGGACUUCUUGCAGCGGCCAGUUGUCCCAAGUUCAAACUUCGAUGGCUGAGAGAUGAGCAUAGGAGAGAGCAUGUGAAGGAGCUUCUGACAGCAGAGUGUCGUAAAGCUGCGCCUGCAGCUGACAAUGCCAAUGUGUCCCAACUGGCAGCUAGCCCAGCUGAAAUUGACUUUUUUGAUUUUGAGAACCAGCCCACAGAAAGCUUCUCAGCAGAAAAAGAAGUAACUGACUAUUUAAGGUCAGGGUAUGAGCUUGAGAUUCUGAAUCAGUUCCCAAACCUCAAAAAGAUGUACAUGAAAUACAACACUCCAACUCCAUCCAGUGCACCAGUGCAACGGCUGUUCAGUUUAGGUGGAUUGGUGCUUUCCCCGAAAAGGAACAGACUGUCUGAUAGGAGGUUUGAGAAGCUUCUGCUGAUGCGAUAUAACCACUGUUUCACUCCGAAAGAAAACAAAAAAACAUAGGGCCUUGUCAGGGUAGCCAUAAAAUGAGACUGGACUAACAGCCUAAAUGUAGCAUGCAACAGCAUUUUCUGUUUUGGUAAACUCAUUAUUACUCCUCUCUGCACUUUACCAACUGUUAAAAGACGUAAAUGUUUAAUUGCUGUACUUUAUUUACAUCUAUUCGAAUGAAGGAUUAUAAACACAAAAAAGAUUUAUUUUUUUUUUAUAUGCUGGAAUAUGCAGAAAUAUAAGUUAACAGAAGAAGGACUUGCUUUAUUUCAUUAAAAUAUGGUGGAAUGGUUUAAAUGUUCAACAAUUUUCUUCAAGUCAGAGACUGUUACAUUUGAUUUAAUUUUUGUUUGAUGCAAUGUGCAUAAAGUUAAAAGACUGAAACUAAUAAAACAAGUUUUAAAAAAGA